AUGCCUCCGCGACCACAGCGUCUUGUGCGGCGCCGACCGCUUGGCGAAAGGCUCCGCGCCAUGCUGAACCCCAUUGACUUUUACCUCUGGCUGUCUGAGGAAAUACAAACCUUUGACUGGGACUCGAAGGAGUUUGGGACGCGAUUCGGACUGGUCGCCAACUUCGUCUUUCUCGUCGCGAGAGCAAACAAUGGUGGAACAAGCGAGGCAUUUGACGACGACGUGUUUGGCGAUUCUUCUGGGAACGGCCUGAUAUCUCUGGUGGUAAAUUUCCUGCUGUGGACAUUGGCAUCAACUUCCCUCCUGAACGCUUUCUACACCAUGACACGAUCACGGAGUUACCGCCUUUUCGAGGUGAGCGUCGAGACAGCAGGGCCAGGGACCCCAUCGGCACAGCGAGUGCGUGUCGAUUCGUCGCCCGCUUCUUCAACCCCUUUGCGGCUUAUCCAGGGCGCACUGAGACCCGAGACUGCCGAGCAACGGGCGCACCCGGACAAGACGCGCGAUGUUUGGGAGAUGAGGGUGUGGGACCCGUAUCCGGCGACUUUGCGCAUGUUUUGCCUCUUCAGCCCCGGCCACGUUCUCAUCCACAUGCUCUUCCUACCGCUGCCACCCCUAGACCCGCGACCAAGCGUUACCGUGUUCAAAUGCAUCCUUCUGCAGGUAAUCCUGUCGGCACAGCUCCUGCUCAUGCACUCCCGCUUUUCCCAGCAAAGCAAGGACACAGCAAUCAUCCAGAAGGAAGUAAUGCACGAGUACGACGUUAAGUACGUACACCCACGGCUUCACCCUGUUGUCCGUGAGGUUUCGACGCAGGUAUCUAUCAAUGACGGCAAAAUCGACCAGGAAGAAGUCACUCUUGGCACACCAGCGACAAUAAUCCGGCGCGCCUUUCAGACGCACCCGAACCCUAACUAUGCCAAGCAUAUCGAUCCUAACGCUGGUCAGAUGCGGCAACCCAGGGGCACGAUGUCCCCUAGCCAACAAUUCACCCCUUCCUACAAGACCAGCGCAGCAGGGCCCACGUCCUUCGCCGCCAUGGUCCAACAACACAAUCAAUCGCCACUUAGGCGAAGUCUGCCUCCCAUGGUAUCUCCAGGUGGAGGCGACGCAGCGACCACAGACCUCUCCAAGACCUCCUUCUCCUCAACCGGCACCAGCACUGGUACGGGCAGCUUUAACCUUCCGCCAGGGUCAGGUUUUGGCGGCAGCCUUGGCGUUUACACCCACAUGAAUUCGCCGCUUAAGAAGACGACUAGUCUUGGGGACAUGAAGAACGGCGUCCCCUUUUCCCCGCGCAACUCGCGUGAGAUGGCCGCGCUGGAGCAGAGGGAACUCGCCGAGCGCAUGGUACGGCAGAGCAGUCCCUUCAAGGAGAGCAAUCGUCGGGCGACGACACAGUUAGACCCGUCCAGCUUUCUGCACUCGCCUGAAAAGUUGGCCAAGGCAAGGGCCACCCGCUGGACGCAGGAGAGGUUUCCCUCCAGGAGGGUUUAG
This is a messenger RNA of Canariomyces notabilis, 1497 nucleotides long. RefSeq lists its product as uncharacterized. Lineage: Eukaryota; Fungi; Ascomycota; Sordariomycetes; Sordariales; Chaetomiaceae. The record is from RefSeq and is a predicted model, not a curated record. Gene Ontology annotation, biological process: maintenance of rDNA; regulation of exit from mitosis. The coding region runs from base 1 to 1497 and encodes 498 amino acids. The transcript has 2 exons.